Molecule: messenger RNA, 1994 nt
Organism: Linum trigynum
Lineage: Eukaryota; Viridiplantae; Streptophyta; Magnoliopsida; Malpighiales; Linaceae
Source: the annotation of a GenBank genome assembly
AACCCAGGGGCAUCGGAUGAUCGAAACGAAGCUGGGAGAACUUCGAACGAGAGCUAGCAAGAUUGUUGGGAGCCUGAAGAAACUGCCUUGCUGAAACAGGAAUCCGAAUCCUAUUCGGAUUAGGAUUACGACUGGAACUCUUUACCUUUUCUGUUUCGUAUUUGAAUUCUGAUUUUGUUUAUGAUUAGAUCAUUAGUAUUAGUUUGUUAGGUAGCCUAGGUUUAUUUAAGGUCAUUCAAUUUCGUCGUAAACUCUACUUUUUGAUCAAUUGAAUACAAAGUAGAGCUAUGAUUCAUCUUGCUUGUUGGCUGGACGAAUCGAGUGAUUGUUUAGAAGGUUUCUAGGAAAUUGUUAGCUUGUAUCAAUAAGCUUAUCCUGCUGCUCGUGGCCAAGCCUCGUUUAUCUAUUUCAAGCCUUUCUCCGCGUGAAGAAUUGCACGAAAUCGACCGUCUCCAUUCAUCAUCUUUCACCCCUGUUUUGUUUGAAGUUUGAGAAUUGAGUUGAACUCAAUUCGUUGCUGUGCGAUUCUGGAUAUAGAGACCCAUCUAGGGCUCAUCAAGUGGCAUCAGAGCCUUGGUUGUACACAAGGACCAGGAAGACAUCGUCGAUGGAGGAUAGCGUGAUCGGGACAACACGUUGCACGAGAUCGAAGGGUCAUGUUUCUAGUAGGCAUCGAUGGCUGGAGAGCAACCCCUGACGUUAGCAGAGUUGCAGCGGUUCUUCCAUGCUCAAUUUGAUCACGUGAAUCAACAAAUGGCUAAGCUGCACCUUAGAACCAAUUGCCCUGCUCCGCCAGAGGAGGAAGUAGAGCACGACAGGGGACGAGGAGCCCAGCUUGGGGAACAGGUUCAGGAGGAGCUUAAUGGCGUGUUGGUGACACGAAUUGACGAGCUUGAGAAGAGGCUGGUAGUGGAUAUCCCAGAACAAGGAUGACAGCGACGAAGACCGCCAGAAGCAGAGCCUACCAUCCCUCAGGGCAUCAAAUUAACAAUUCCUCCCUUCGCUGUAGGGGUGCUAAACGGUAAUGCGGUUAACGGUUUAACCGAUAACCAUACCGAUAAGCGCGGCUAUCGGUUAAACUGGUAACCGAAGCACAGGGUAAUCGGCUGAGAAAUAGUGGCUAGCAGUAUACCGAGAUCCGAAGUGCAAAAUACCGUCGGCCGAUCGGUAUUUCCAACACCGAAUGGGAAUAGGCAAUGAAGCCGUCAACGACUAGGAUUUCUAGCAAUAAACCAAACGCCGGCCACCCAAAAAGACCUACUUAAUUAGAUUUAGACAUCCAACUAUCUAUUAUUCUAUUUGCGUUGUUCUUUCAGAAAGAUUCUUUCCCCUACCUGCUGCACGAGCACAAUCGCCAUCUGCCAAUCCUCCUCCAGUCCUCUGUUCAUCGAAUCCAGUAGUCAUCUCCAUCGCUGGCUCGCUGCCUGCUGGCGCAAGCUCCAUCCAAGGGCCAAGAGACACGACCUAGCAUCCCUCAUCCAGUCAUCCUCUCCGCCAAGCUCUGUUCCGUCAAGCCCCUCGCCGUUGCUUUGUUUCCGUCGAACCCCGGUGCCGUCGGACCUUAAUCGCUCGACCACUAUCGAGCGCAAAGCCCAGCAGCUCGUCCUCUCUGGCUCUCCGUCAAUUUGAGAGGUAAGUUGUGUAGCCGAGUAUCAUUCUUUCAUUCUUCAGUUUCAUAAUUGUUUGUUUCAUAAUCAAUUAAUCAUGGAUAUAGCCGAGCCGAGUUGUUCUUGUGUGUAAUGUUAAUGUAUAUGUAUUUAUCUUCAGUAUUUGUCGUGUAGAUUCGUAGGCGUAGCCGAGAGAAGCAGUGAAGGGAGUUUGUCUGUUUUGUGUUAUGGACAUAUAGAUAAUAUAUUGUAAUGUUUUCAGUAGCCUCGUAGACUCGUAGGUCAUAGCCUAGCAGUGAAGUGAAUUUCAUGAUGGCAUUAGUGCAUUACACUAUAUUUUUAUUUCCUUCCACUAGCAGACAAGAGGAAUAAGAAUUAAGAAUAAUG